Messenger RNA from Lucilia cuprina (Australian sheep blowfly), 339 nucleotides. RefSeq names its product cuticle collagen 34. Bases 1 to 339 code for a protein of 112 amino acids. The record is from RefSeq and is a predicted model, not a curated record. Lineage: Eukaryota; Metazoa; Arthropoda; Insecta; Diptera; Calliphoridae. The transcript has a single exon.
AUGAUUUCAGCAACAUUGCUUAAUGCAGGCGAAAGCUCACCAGGAUAUUACGAUGAUGAUUACGACGAUAACAAUUAUCACCAUGGUUCUGGAUAUGGUAGAUAUUCCUCGUGCUCAUGUCCUGCUGGACCACCGGGCCCACCUGGUAAUGCAGGGCGGCCUGGAGCUCCUGGUUAUCCUGGAGAAAAGGGUGAACCCGGCUUCUACGGACAACCAGGUCGCCCAGGAAAACCUGGUCCCAAUGGACUACCUGGUAAUACUGGACCACCAGGUAGACCAGGGCGCCCAGGAUAUCCAGGACCGCAAGGUCCUCCAGGAUAUAGUCAAUAUCACCACUAG